AUGCGUCUCUUCGAAAGAGAAAAUAGAAUUUCAGAAGAUCGGAUCCCACUUUUCCAUGUUUACGUGGCCGGUUCCGGAGCUGGUGCUGCAUGUUGUUUAGUUAGCACACCAACCGAGUUGAUUAAAUGCAGGGCACAAGUCAUUAAAUCGCCCGUCAGUGAUAAUCAUCUUGAAAACAUCAAGACCUCAAGAACGGAACCAGGUUCAUUUGAGAUAUUUAAAAAGACAUUGAACCCAUUUUCAGGUCUUUACCACGGAGGCCUUAUAACCAUAAUUCGUGAUGCGCCAGGAUAUGGAUUAUAUUUUUGGACUUAUGAGGGCAUUAAACGUCUGACUCAUGUGACUCCCGAUAAUUCGGAUUACUCCAAUGUUUCAAAACUUCUUUUUGCCGGUGGCAUGGCCGGAGUUGUGUCAUGGGCCGGCGUCUACCCUUUAGACGUUAUCAAAUCUCGAAUACAGACGCAACAGCGAUACCCUUCUGUCAUACCAGCGAAACCAUUGUCGUCACUUAGUGUCAUCAAUAGUACACGUGCGAUUUCGGGAUCCUUUCGUGGUAUAAUCGACUGUGCUGUCCGCUCAUAUCACAAGGAAGGAAUCUCGGUGUUUUUCAGAGGAAUUAUUCCAACGCUUGUAAGAGCUUGGCCGGUGAAUGCAGUGACUUUCUACAUAUACGAAGUUACAGUUGAUUUGCUUAAAAAUGUCUAG
This is a messenger RNA of Acaulospora morrowiae, 705 nucleotides long. The record is from the annotation of a GenBank genome assembly. Lineage: Eukaryota; Fungi; Glomeromycota; Glomeromycetes; Diversisporales; Acaulosporaceae.